CACCUUCAUAGUUCGUUUUGGAGGGAUCAACAUUACCCUUGUGGGUGUGUGCUGUUGUGUACAUUGUAUUGAUUGUAACAAUAAUUUUGAGAAACGGUGUUAACCAAUAACAUAAAUCUCCUUAUUUUUGCCUUUUAAUUAUACAGUCGCUGCGCUAACGCUAAAGUGGUGCUCAUAUUGGAAUUUAGAAGUUAGUUCGCUCGAUCAUGAAUGGUUAAACGUUUACCAUUGCAACGCCAUACUAGGCUUCUUAAUGGUAGUAUAAAUUUUUAAGGUUAGUAAAUUUACCCUCCUCGAUGGUAUAUCGAUACGAUAUUUUGAAGUAAAUAUAUUAUUUAGUUUCUCUUCUUCUUCUUCUUCUUUGGCUCAACAACCGAUGUCGGUCAAGGCCUGGCCUGUACCCACUUGUGGGCUUGGCUUUCAGUGACUAAUUGAUUCCCCCCCAUAGCAGGAUAGUCAGUCCUACGUAUGACGGCGCGGUCUAUUUCGGGAUUGAACCCAUGACGGGCAUGUUCUUAAGUCGUACGAGUUGACGACUGUACUACGAGACCGAUUAUUUAGUUUUUGGAUUAAUUAUCGGACCUCUGCAGGUCUACAUAAAUAGAUGUAACAAUACUUAGAAACUAACCAAAACGAAAAUGCUGAUGAAGAAGAUCUUGGAACAAUGACGUAUAAGUAUUAAAAUCGAACAGGUCACUCGUAACAUUUAAAAAAAUCGUUCUAGCUAUCCUAGACGGUGCAACAACAAAUCACGGCAGAAAAGAGCGCACGGGACCUUGCAGCAGCCCCAUGUUUUUUUUUCUGACAUUAAGCGACUCCAAACCAAGCAAUAGGCACUGUUGAUAGUAAGGAGCUUGGACCCCGUUAGACCAAGGAGGGAGUCGUAAGGCGAACCUUGUAAACUUGUGCUGAAUACUUUCCAGGCGAUUGAUUGAACGGGUUGUUAAAGGACACCAGGCUAAAGCACACCAGAUCGAAUAUACGGUUUUAGGCACAUAUAUAUAUAUAUAGCCCAAUAUACGUGUUUUAGGCACAUAAGAUCAUGCAACUCUUUACAUUUUUUCAUCAUAGGUCCUAAAAUAAUUCAAAAACAAAAACCACCCUACGCUGGCGUGAUUUUUAUGCGCGUGCUGUAGAUGGUCAUUUCGCACCACCCGACAAUUUUGCCCUGCGUUCCCCUAUUGUAUUCGUUCGAGAGACGUCGCUAUGUUUUGACCAUCGAUGAUCCUAUGUUUUAAUCCGUCCACAUAUUGUUUGUUAUGCUGACGCUAAAAUUGCUAAAUGUUUAAUUUUGUUGGUUGUGCGAGAUAAAACUGCACGUUUUCAUCAUUGCUCAUCGCGUUUGCAAUAUGAUCCAUGGAGAGAUGCCGCUUUGUUGCAGCUGUAGCGUUGUAAGCAAUUAUGCUCAUAUGAAUAUGAAUAUGAAUAUGAUCGUCGUGCUAGAUCGGGUAAUAUCUUGGUUUGCACAAUCAAGGCGAUACUUAUGCUUAUGGUUCGCACCGGUGUAUUUGGGUAUAAUUUUCUUCUUCCAUGGUUGUGCUGCGCUGUAGCGGCCGCUCACGCUCUCACGCGCUCAUUUUGCGCUACGAAAAGGGGGGGCUCAAGCGUUCUAUACUUCCACUAUUUUGUUUUGAGCUCAAAACUCUCGCUAAGCUAAAUUUCAAAUUUGACUGUCGCGCUCUAAACAGUAGCAUUGAUUCAUUUGCUCCCCCGGUUUGUUGCUGCAUUCCCGCCGGUGAGCCAGAGAUGAGCUCAUCAAGCAACGAUUUUUAGCGUCAGGGACGGCGCUUGGAGCUAGCGUGCGCUGGCACGUCGAUGACGGCAUCGGUUGCUUAACGGGGGGACGGACGGAUGAUCAAUGUUUGUCUCGCGAUCAUCGCGUCCAUUCGGCAAUCAAGGUGAUCCUGGACUGCGUAGAUGAAGCGCAGAGUUGCAGACGGUAAACAUAGCCGUUUCCUUUUUUUCCUUUGUUGUCAUAAAUGGUGUGAGCAGCCAUGGAAUGGUCGAUAACAGUUGAGGAGGAAAGCGUAGCACAGAACGUGUACCCUUGUGAAAUAAUAUCCAGGGGAUCUGACGUACAGUUGGUUUCUGAGAAUUGUGGUUGGUGACAUGACCAGCAGCAUUAUGCUUUCAAAUAUUCCAGUCACAUCUUGGAUUGCUUAUUACGCUGCUAGGAACAGUAAUGCUUAGGUAUAUGCAAGAUGAAAGAGCUAUUUGCAAAAUAAAAUGAAAACAACACAAAAAUCAUAAAACCAACAGCACAACAACAGUCAAGAUUCGAAAAUUUAAAUAACUUAAAAAUCUAAACUAUUUAUUCAAGUCACUAUAACUCCGACUGAUGAAUGAAUGGCACGCAAAGUGAUUGAUGCUAGGAAUACUGAAUUGAACGUAUUCUGCAAAUAUUUGUUCAUGAUUUGGGGGUAUGCAUGUGUGUGUGUGUGUGUGUCUUUGACUGAAUUACAAUAGCCGUAUAGCGCGCAGCUCGACCGUCAAAUGAUGCAAAGUGAAAAAACAGCAAUGAAAAAUGUUGCUGAACGAAAUUCAAACAGACCCUUGGUUGACCUUGAACUGGUCUGCUUAGAGCCAGAGACUGUAAUCCAAACAGGAACCAAAGUAAUUAAAUCGUGCAUAAACAAGCAAGGGUCGGCACAACACUGCGAUGUUGCGGCACUACUAGUGCCAUCUAUUGCGGAACACAACUUUGCCUAGCCGAGGUGCGAGCUUUCUGGGAGCUUUGCGACGGAAACUUGAGCUUUCUGGAGACUAUCAAAACGGCAAAACAACGAAUUGUAAUGCUGAAUCUUUAUAAUAUUAUCUUAUAAAUACGAUACGAUAGAUAAAUUCAAGUUAUUACAGAGUAAAUUUUCGAUGUCUACUACUAUGUCAAAAUUGAUUAAACGUGUUCAGCCUUACUGAGUAACGUCCACUGCUCCGACGUAAAACGUGACGACACUUUACCGCUCGGAACCAAUGCAAAACAAAACAAAAUGAAGUGAGGAGGUAAACAUUGCACAUUAAAAUAGGUCGAUCUGGGAUAUCGAUCUGGACGGGAUGCGAGUGCUUUGUACGAUUGGGUGGAAAUGGCACACAGCGAGGGUAGAAAGGAAAGGGUCACCGGGUUCAAUUGAAAUAUCGUUCCCCAUCUACCCGCAUCCGGCGCGGACAGUGAGGAGGGAUGGGAGGAUGGGAUGGGACGAACCAUUCCUCCCGUUGGUAUACCGAACCGGGCAUGUAUUGAUUUUGCGUGCGUUUGUCCGCUGCCUAUAAAUUGCAAUGCGCGAUGUCGCGAUGGCAACAAACUUUCCCGCCAGCCUUUGCAGCACGGCCUCGUUCGCUUAGUUUUCUAAUUAAUAAAAUGGUUAACGCUCGCACCGACGCCCGAGUCCCGAGAGACGCGCUGCGUGGGAAGAACAACAAAAGCUUGAAACUUGUUAGCUGGAAUUUCCAUCCGAUUCGUUAUUCAUUUGAUAUUUUGUUGUUGUUGUUGCUCUUUUCGUUUGCUGAGUUCAACAAAACUAACUCGAGAUAUUGGAAAAGCCCGUUAUGUGUGUAGCAAGAGUUGGAUCAGCAUCAUCACGUCCAACACUCGAGAUUGCAGCAAUGCCGGUGGUGAGAACUGAUCUUGAAAUCGUUGCGUCGUUCAAAUUGAUCCGGCAACGCAACUCCAGACGUACGUUGCUCGGAAGUACUUCAACCUCCCUCCCUAUCCGCCCCGUCGCUCUCUCUCUCUCUCUCUCUCUCUCUCUCUUUCUCUAUCCAGCUCACAACACACCCACUGCAUGUGGCUUAGCACAAGGGGGAGCUAUUUUUCGCUAUCAAUUAACCUCCAAACUCGGCCCGGUCUUGGGCCACCCUCAUUUCAUCAGACUUAAUCUCGCACGUCAAGACGGCAACGGACACGCUGGACACUGGGGCACGCAAUCUUCGCUGGUGGAUUACGGCUGGUUUUUGGGGUGCGCGUUACUCAACGCACUGUUUUGAGCUAGAUCUGGAACGGAAGGGAAAACUAGACGGAAGGGAAAACUACUGGGAAAAAGUCACGCUGUGCGUGAGGAAUGAUCUGCGUGUUAGUUGGGUGAGCGGACUAGAAGGAAGCAGUUCCCUAUCGACGACAAGUGCGCAGCGUUGGAAUACGGGUCGUCUUUUUGUCCGUUUAGUUCGGUGCUGGUCUGACUGGUGCAAGUGUACUGGAAUGGCGGAAAAUUCCGUUGCUCCUGCACCAAGGAUACACCACAGUGUGCUACCCGUUGGAAUUCAUCCAACGGCACCAAGAGAGUACCGUCCGCCAUUAUCGAUCAUCAAAUUUUUGGAGCUGUCACUGGCCGUUACCUGUACCACGCUGCACUACUACAGCUUCAACGAUGGUGAUCUGGUGACGGGCUUCCUGGCGACCGGGACGUUCUGUGGUUUUAUCGUGAUUCUGUUCACCGUCAUGGCAGGCUACCUGAUGAAGGCGCACCUUCAUCGUCGAUUGAGCAUCUUCUACAGCCUCCUCGGCUGCGUCUGCUUCCUGACGUCCGGUGUCUUCAUUAUCGAGGCGUGGGAGCAUGCGUUUCGCACACGGACCCGCGAUCUCGCCAUCACCAAGGGCUCGAUCGCGGUCAUCAACGGGGUGAUCUUCCUGAUGGACACGAUCUUUACCUUUCGUGAGCGCAAGUGAACAGCGCGCGGUCGGGGUGCUCUGGGUGCCCCACACCAUCUGGUCCGACGUUUAGCGGUCGCCAGGGGUUUGAGUGUUUGGUUUGUUUUAGAUGGUUGUGUGUAGCUUUGUAAAAAAAACCAUGGUGUUGUUACUAACGCAACAAGCGCUGUUGGUGGAUUCUGAAUUUGGAACGCAAUCGUGCUUAAUGGUUUUAGGUAAAUUGGUUUUCAAGGUGCACAAUUUAUAUUACAAUUAAUAGUUAUUUUUCGAUGCGUGAUUUUAUGGCACACGUAGUUUUUAUGAACAAAUUAAAAGGACCUUCAAACACGAUCAAACAAAUAAGGUACAUAUUCGAUAAAAAAAAUUAUUCGCUACGAUUUUAAAGGGAAAGGGCCCAUAGAGAUUUAAAGGAGUUAAAAAAAACCAAUCCAAAAAACUAUCCAAUAAUAACAAUAAAUACCUAAUAUGUGGAGACCUUAACGUACGACACCGAACGUGAAAUUUUAUCACUGCUAAUCAAGCUGGUAAAUCGCGUUUUUAAGAAAUCCAGAAAUCCCAUUUCAAUGUAUUAUCCAAACGUUCUCACAUACAUUCAAUCAAACUCUAGACAAAAUCCGUCUACAAUUUAACAGAUAACAAUAUUUAUAUUUCUACGCCAAUCUCACUCCGAACUUGCUUCCGAUCAUUUGUUAGUAAAAAUUCAAAUAAAAAAAUAUAUUACUAAUUAAUAAACCCAACCCAUGAGCAUAUAACAAUUAGCAUUAACAAGCAUUAACAAACAAUAUUACUAUCACAUAGCUGAAUCUAAUUUUGCAAACAACUCAAAUAGAUGAAAUGAUAAUAAAAGCUACCAAUGACAUCAUGUAUGCUCAUCAUAUAGCUGUUCCAGAAACAUGUCUAGGAAAAGCAUAACAUCAUAAUACCGGAUGAGGUUGUAUCUCUUAUAAAAGUGCGCAAUAAGUAUAAGAAAAAAGGGCAGCGAUACAGGCAAUAUUCAACUUACCUAUAGCUUAAAGAAACCAUCGACACUAAAACACCACUCUAAACGCUGCUUGGUCAGAUAAUCUUGAAUCAAAUAAACAGUGUCCGGAAUUACAAUGGGAGAAUAUAGAAACUAGUUAAAAUGUUUAUCAAUGUGCUAAAUAACUAUCCAACCUCUUUAACAAUAUAGAAAUUCGCUAAUAACCACAAGAAAAAUAUGUAAUACUAUCAAACACACAUUUUGAAUACGCAAAUUACACUACUAGCCAUUAUAUAAGUUUAACAAAAAGAAUAAAUAAUCUACUGCAAAUAACUAA
Messenger RNA from Anopheles coluzzii, 5940 nucleotides. RefSeq lists its product as uncharacterized. The transcript is spliced from 3 exons. Gene Ontology annotation, biological process: septate junction assembly. Lineage: Eukaryota; Metazoa; Arthropoda; Insecta; Diptera; Culicidae. Bases 4193 to 4660 code for a protein of 155 amino acids. The record is from RefSeq and is a predicted model, not a curated record.